Aaosphaeria arxii CBS 175.79 is the source of this 1303-nucleotide messenger RNA. Its product is annotated as Mak16 protein. Bases 44 to 1078 code for a protein of 344 amino acids. Gene Ontology annotation, biological process: maturation of 5.8S rRNA; maturation of LSU-rRNA. Lineage: Eukaryota; Fungi; Ascomycota; Dothideomycetes; Pleosporales. Gene Ontology annotation, cellular component: nucleolus; preribosome, large subunit precursor. The transcript has 4 exons. The record is from RefSeq and is a predicted model, not a curated record.
CAACAACACGCAAACGAGCAAAGUCUCGAUAUCCACGUUCAAAAUGGCUUCCGAUGACAUGGUAUGGCAGAUCAUUGGCAAGGACUUCUGCAGUUUCAAAUUGAAGACCACGAAAGAUCAGACUUUCUGUCGCAAUGAACACAAUGUUACGGGUUUCUGCAGUCGACAGGCCUGCCCCCUUGCCAACAGCCGAUAUGCUACCAUUCGCAACGACCCGGCGACUGGCAAUCUCUACUUGUACAUCAAGGAGCCCGAGCGAUGCCAUCUACCGACCAAGAUGUGGGAGAAGAUCAAACUCAGUCAAAACUAUACCAAAGCCCUGGAACAAGUCGAUACGCAUCUUCAAUUUUACCCCAAAUUCAUGAAGCAUCGCAACAAGCAGCGACUCACGAGAUUGACGCAAGUGAACAUCCGAAUCAGAAAGCUCGAGAAGGAGGAUGCGAGAUUGGGAGAAAGACUUGUCCCCAGACUUGCGCCAAAAGUCAGGCGUAGGGAGGAAGGACGAGAGAGGAAGGCUCUCGCAGCCGCCAAGGUUGAGCGAUCUAUCGAGAAGGUGUUACUUGAUCGUCUUCGAAGCGGCGCUUACGGCGAGGCGCCAGUCAAUGUCGAGCACGAUGUAUGGAUGCGCGUGAUGCGCGCCCUCGAAAAGGAAGGCGAGGUUACUGGGGACCAGGACCUCGAUGAAGGCAUUGAAGAGGAUGGCGUUGAAAAUGAAUACGAGACUGAACAGGGGGUUGGCGAUGUCGAGUAUGUUUCCGAUAUCGAGGGCGAGAGCGAUGAUGAACUGGAGGACUUCGAAGACUGGAUGGACGGCCGAAGCGAGGACGAGGACGAGGAUGAUGAGGACGAGAGUGAGAGUGCCAGCGCAAGCGAACAGGAAGAUGAUGAAGAUGACGACGAGUCGGAAGACGAUAACGAGAAGCUCAAAAAGCAGCUCGCAAGCCUCAAAAGGAAGCGCCCUGCCGGUCCUCCAUCGAAGCCAAAGAAGAAGCCAACGAAGGACUCGAAAGGCCCCCGCCGGGAGAUCGAAUACGAAAUCGAGCGGGAGCCUCCUGCCCGGGAACUCGUUCGCGCAUAAACAGAUACCCUUGGAGUGCGAUGCGCGUCUGGCAUUUGAAUUGGCGUUCCAGUGGAGUUUUGGUCUUCUUCGAUUGCGUAUAUGACAUAUGAUCAAAAGUCUUGGCACUAAAAUUCCGAGGUGAUAGCGUGGCUCUCACUAUGUAUGUUCGUUGUCUCCUAUAGAACCACUAUGCAAGAUAGACUUGCCAGUAUCAGUGUGAUUAUACAAUGUUUUCACCGUCUC